This is a messenger RNA of Bombina bombina (fire-bellied toad), 3089 nucleotides long. It is a transcript of the gene RAB32, whose product is annotated as RAB32, member RAS oncogene family. NCBI's taxonomy places the organism in Eukaryota, Metazoa, Chordata, Amphibia, Anura, Bombinatoridae. Gene Ontology annotation, molecular function: GTPase activity; GTP binding. Gene Ontology annotation, cellular component: late endosome; lysosome; trans-Golgi network. Gene Ontology annotation, biological process: phagosome-lysosome fusion; endosome to lysosome transport. The record is from RefSeq and is a predicted model, not a curated record. The transcript is spliced from 3 exons. The coding region runs from base 292 to 966 and encodes 224 amino acids.
UGGAGGCCGUUUCCUGUCCUGUGACUUGUAAUCAGGUGGUUGGUGCUGAGUGGGGAGGGGAGAAUCUGCAGGCAAAGAAAACCAGGAAAAAGUUACACUGAAAUAUUCAGUAUUAUUGCGUGUUGUGUUCACCUUUAUAGAUCACAAUAAAGUGGGUAACAAUUUAGAAGUAUCUCAGUUAAAGAGAAAGGGAGUGUGCUGCUUGUGAAUAUUUUGCUGCUGCUGUGAAGCAGACAAGUUCAGUGGCGCACAGAGGAGUAGGGUUCUGCUGCCUCUUACUACUGAGUCUGUAUGGCUGGGGAAGGGGUGAGUAGCGAGCCAGGAGGGCACCCAGUGGUUCCUGAGCGCAGGGAGUACCUUUUUAAGGUGCUUGUGAUCGGGGAGCUUGGGGUUGGAAAAACCAGUAUCAUUAAGCGUUAUGUACAUCAGCUAUUCUCUCAGCACUAUAGAGCCACGAUAGGUGUGGAUUUUGCUCUCAAAGUAAUUAACUGGGAUGGCAAGACCCUGGUCCGACUGCAGCUGUGGGAUAUUGCAGGGCAGGAACGAUUUGGCAACAUGACAAGAGUCUACUACAAAGAAGCUGUUGGAGCUUUUGUGGUAUUUGAUGUGACCAGAGGUUCAACGUUUGAAGCAAUCACAAAGUGGAAAUCUGACUUGGACUGCAAAGUAUUUCUUCCAGGUGGUGGUCCUAUCCCAGCCAUUCUACUAGCCAAUAAAUGUGACCAAAAGAAGGAAAACAAUAUGCAGAGCUCGUCUCAGAUGGACCAUUUCUGCAAAGAAAAUGGAUUUAUUGGAUGGUUUGAAACAUCUGCAAAGGACAACGUCAACAUAGAUGAAGCUGCAAAGUGCCUUGUUGAAAACAUUCUUGCAAAUUUAAAGAACUUUCCUCAAGAGGAAAACGAUGUUAGCAAUAUAAAGCUCGACCAAGAAGCAUUGCCAGCAGAGAGUAAAUUUCUGUGUUGUUAACUGUGUGGUGAAUCGACCAAUCAGACUGCUGCUACAUGUUGCUCCAACUUCCUGUUAUAAAAAAAAAAAGAAAGAAGGAAAAAAAAAGAGGAAAAGAAAUGAUCAUAUCUAUUACAGAGGUUACAAGGGCUGUAUUUUUAUUAUUCAUAAGUCUGUCAUAUUCCGAACAAUACAUAGUUGGUGCUCUUCAUAAUGGACUUAAUGACUUGUAAAUGUGCUAGUGUAGAAUGUGAACCUGUAUCUUUAAAGCACACGUUUGUGUUACGAGAGAGAGAAAACAUCUUAGCCUACAUAUUAUAGCAUGUUAUUGUACAGGCAAGUCAAUGGUACGAUUUAAUGAUCAAUCUUUCUUUAUGUAUUGUAUAAAACAAACAAAAAAUAAAUUCUACACAGACUCAGUCUGCUUAUUUGUGCACUGGAAUUAUACUGCCAGUAUUUGUUGCAUUAAACUUGAUUCAUUAUAAUAUCAUAUAGAUUCCUAUUUAUUUUAAAGGGGCACACACAAAAAAAUGCUCUGUAUAACCACAGCAGAUCAUUAGCUAAUUGUAACUGCUUUGUUAGUUCAAUAGCUUCUAUUUAAUUAGAAAUAUGCCUUUAAGGGACAGGAAACCCCUAAUUUUCUACCAUGAUUUGGAUAGAACAUACAGUUUUAAACAACUUUCCAAUUUACUUCUAUUAUCAAAUUUGCUUUAUUCUCUUGUUAUCCUUUGCUAAAGGAAAAACAUUGCCUUACUGGCAGCUAGCUGAACACAUCUAGUAAGCCAAUCACAAGAGACAAAUGUGUGAAGGCACCAAUCAGCAGCUAGCUCCCACUGGUGUAUGAUAUGUACAUAUUCUUUUUCAACAAGUGAUACCAAGAGAAUAAAGCACAUUUGAAAAUAGAAGUGAAUUUAAAAGUGUCCUAAAAUGACAUGCUCUAUCUGAAUUGUGCAAGUUUAAUUGUGACUUUCCUAUUCCUUUAGUGUUGUUCCCACAAAAGGAUACAGGCAGAACAACUACCUUGUGCCCAUAUCAGCUGAUGAUUGGCUGAUUUAUGUGUCCUUUAGGAGGUAGCACUUAGAGAAUGCCAAGUGUGCUACUUUUUAGGCAGUUUUCUUUAGUAAUAAGUCAAAUAAAAAAAAAAUAGUUAUAGGAAUAUUGUGGUUUACUUAUGUUGCUUUAAAACUCUCUUAAUAUCAAACUGCUUCCGAAUUUUUAUUUUUUCUCAUAUUCCAAGAUGAGAUUCUUUUACCAUUUAUCUUGUUAUAUCUUUUGUGGAGUACUAGGAAAAAAAAAAUUAUGGGGGGAAUAAAAUAUAAAUUCUCGUAGUAUUUCAGAUGAGUUAAUUAAAUAUAUUGUUUCAAAGUUAACACAUUUAUGUUAAAGGGACAGUGUGGUGCAAAAUAGAUUUUUAGAGCAUAUCAUUUUAGUACUACCGGCCCUGUAACUCUGUCUGUUUAAUCCAUAGUUAUAAAGUCCUGCCCAGGAGUUACAGACAGCUGCUGGCUCUGAGUAGGCGGAGCUGGUGAUUGCUGACUCUUGCGACUGCUGCGGAUUGGCUCAUUGUCCAUAUCUGCUUGUGGCUUUGAGGUCACUGUGGCUCCUGAGUGUGACCUGUGUUAACCCCCUUUGUGAGGGUUAAGCAUUGACUUGCAAAGUCCGUAGUGCUAAAAAUAAAUGCUCUAAUUAAUAUGUACUUUUACACUACAAUGUACCUUUAAAUACAUUGUUUCAUACGCUACCUUUUUUAUGUUGGAUGUUUUUUGUUUUGUUUUGGGGUUUUUGAUCUCAGAGGUGUGGCUACAAAUGCACAAGAAACAAAUUGUAUGAAAUACAAUAAGGGGUAUUUCAAUCAAUUAUUUAAACUGGUCCUUUUUAAUGUUACAGCUGAUGUUAAAUAUACAUUCUUUGGGCAAAAGAUUGUGUUUGUUUAAAAACCUAUAGUUAUGCUGGUAUGUGAAAGUGCAUUUAUUUCUGUUGAUCAAUGUUUAUGAGGUAUUUUAUACUGGUACUGAGAAGCCAUUGUUAUUUGCCAAGAACAAGCUGUAUUUUACAGAAGGAUGUAAUCUAUUAAACACACUAUAUCUAAUCUAUUUUGUUUCUUUCAGGGAUGGUUGAAACAAAUUAAAAUACUUUCAAUACCU